This is a messenger RNA of Dentiscutata erythropus, 246 nucleotides long. The record is from the annotation of a GenBank genome assembly. NCBI's taxonomy places the organism in Eukaryota, Fungi, Glomeromycota, Glomeromycetes, Diversisporales, Gigasporaceae.
AUGAUCACAGCAGAUUUGAUGGAUAGUUCUAUCAGUGAAGCAUACAGAAAACGUCUAGAGAAGGCGCAAGCUAUGUUUGUGGAAUUUGCAUGUUGGGUGGGUUUGUCCUCAUACCUGGCUUCAGAUGAGCUAGUUGCAGCUUUUCUUGCAUGGUUAGAACUUUUUGGAAAGUUGUCGGAAAUACCAAUUUGUUUGAUAAAGCAAGAGGCCUGGCAGACCCUACAAAAGGAAGUCAGAUUCGGAUAA